Cucumis sativus (cucumber) is the source of this 1536-nucleotide messenger RNA. RefSeq names its product putative pectate lyase 2. Gene Ontology annotation, molecular function: pectate lyase activity. Bases 28 to 1173 code for a protein of 381 amino acids. NCBI's taxonomy places the organism in Eukaryota, Viridiplantae, Streptophyta, Magnoliopsida, Cucurbitales, Cucurbitaceae. The record is from RefSeq and is a predicted model, not a curated record. The transcript is spliced from 4 exons.
UAAUUCACACACUUCAUACUAUUAGCCAUGGCCUCAAAUUCCUCCCACCUUCUACUAAUCCUUCUCUUCAUUCUCUCACUCAUCAAUCCCUCCCUCCAAGAUUACUACACUCCCCAAAAGAAAAACAUGAACGUAAUCGAUUCGUGCUGGCGUCAAACCUCCAAUUGGGCCAAAAACCGAAAAGCCUUAGCCGACUGUGCAGUUGGCUACGGCAAGGACGCAAUCGGAGGCAAAUUUGGCACCAUUUACACUGUCACUGACCCAUCUGACAACCCUUCAAACCCUAAAUAUGGAACGCUACGUUACGGUGUGAUCCAAGACAAGCCAUUGUGGAUUGUGUUUGGGAAGGACAUGGUGAUUGUGUUGAAGAAUGAGCUGAUGGUAAAUAGUUUCAAGACCAUAGAUGGACGUGGGGCUAAAGUGGAAAUUGCUUAUGGGCCUUGUAUUACGGUGCAAGGGGUUAGCCAUGUUAUUAUACAUGGAAUUAGUAUUCAUGAUUGUAAGCCUGGGAAAGCUGGGCUUGUUAGAGACACUGUAUCGCAUAUUGGGAAACGGAAAGGGUCUGAUGGUGAUGCUAUUGCUGUGUUUGGUUCUUCACAUGUUUGGAUUGAUCAUUGCUAUUUAGCACGAUGUACUGAUGGUCUUAUUGAUGUUAUUCAUGCUUCCACUUCUGUCACUAUCUCAAAUAACUACUUCUCUCAACAUGAUAAGGUGAUGCUGCUUGGACAUAAUGAUGGGUUCACUGAUGAUAAAAUUAUGAGGGUCACCAUUGUUUUCAACCGCUUUGGUGCUGGUCUCAUUGAGAGGAUGCCCAGGGUUAGGUUUGGUUAUGCCCAUGUAGCCAACAAUAGAUACGACGAGUGGAAAAUGUAUGCCAUCGGUGGAAGUGCAAACCCCACAAUCUUCAGUGAAGGAAACUACUUUGUAGCUCCUCAAAAUUCUUAUGCCAAACAGGUUACAAAGAGGGAGGUUAAUAAUGGGUGGAAAAAUUGGAAAUGGAGAUCCUCCAGAGAUGUGUUCUUAAAUGGCGCUUAUUUUGUGCCAUCAGGAUGGGGAAGCUGCAGCCCAAUAUAUACAAAAGCUCAGUCUUUUCCAGUGGCUCCUGGCUCUAUGGUUCCUGCUUUGACUGCAAAUUCCGGCCCACUUCGCUGUUUUAUUGGCAAAGCUUGCUAAUUGAGAACUCGCCUUGAUCGACUUUUUACGUGCGUAAAUUUUUUUAACCACUUAAAAGGUCAUUGAAAUGUAAUUUCCCUCGGUUUGUUUUUGUUUUUAUUUUUUGUUUUGGUUUUUGAUAUAUAUAUAUCAAAGUGCUAUACCCUAGCUUCUUUUGAAGCAUGUGAGUAUUUAAUUUGGGCACUCCAAGAAGGAAGAACUUUUUUGGUUUCAUGAGACAUAUAAAUAUUGAUGAUAUAAAACUACAAGAGUUGUGUAUAACUGAUUUCUACAAAAUUGUAUAAUCUAUAGUUUUGAGUAAAUGUUUAAUAAACAACAAUUAUAUAUAUUUAUGCAUGUAAAAAAAAAAAAAAAAAAAAAUUU